CAUUCUCUAACCCACGCACCGUUUUAUCUCUCUACAUCUUCUCCAACAGUCUAACGCAGUCUUUUCAGUUUUCUCAGUUUCAGGGAUCCAAAACCUCUCUCAGUCAUGGCUUCGAACCGCUCUCCGUUCCCAAACAGAAAUAAAAUAUCUUUCUGCUAACAAAAAACCAACCAUGGCUUCUCGCUUUGACCAUCCUCCUUCCCCGCACCACAGUUUUAAGAUCUGCAACUCUCUUUUAAAAGCACCUGCCUUGAUCGGAGCCAACCACACCUCCGCUCGAUUCUGCUCUCGCUAAACCAAACACUAAACCCUUCUUCCUCUUCCAAUAGGAUUAUUCAAUUUUCAGAAAUUCAAUUCAUUGUUUGAUUGAUUGUGAGAAAAACCCAGAAUUCUCUCUUUUUUUUUUUCUUUUUUUUUUUUCUGUGAAAAAGGUGUAUAUUUGACAGAGAUGGAGCCAACCGCAGGCAAGCCAGGCCUUCUGAAGAACGUUCUGGUACGCUGCUUCUUAUUCGGCGUUUUGAUCGUACUGUGCCGUUUUGCCUACGUCGUCACCGUCACCGGCGAGUCGUGCAAGCUCGGCAACUUCUGCUUCUUGUCUCUGCCUGAAAAUCUCAACUUCGUUAUUGCGAGAACCGGUGGUCCGGCCAUAGCCGCCAAAAACGGCGUCGUACCUUCUACUUCGGCGGGGUCCUCGCGACCGGAUCUCUACACCAGCAAGGACUGGAUCAAGGCCGUCCAUUUUUACUCCUCCGUCUUCCAAGAUCUCAUGGCGCAAGGCUUCCUCUCUCGGAAGGCCAAGUCUCUGUGCGUAGAGACCCCGACCGGGCAUGACGUGUACGCUCUGAGAGAGUCCGGGGUCAAGGGCGCCGUCGGUAUUUUCAAGAAAGCCUCGAGGCCUCUGGUAAUUCCAGGCGACCCGCACCGUUUACCGUUCGGUGACAAUAGCUUUGACUUCGUUUUCUCGGGCGGAGGCAGAUUCGAUAAGUCGCCAAAGCCGUCGGAUUUCGCCGCAGAGAUCGCACGGACACUGAAGCCUGAAGGGAUUGCGGUGGUCCAUAUCGGCGCGAAAGACACCUACAGCUUCCAUUCGUUUAUUGAUUUGUUCAAUUGCUGCAAGCUCGUGACUUCGCGCGACGUCGAGGGUUUCGAUGAUUCCAUGCCCAAAAUUCGCGAGAUGGUGUUAAAGAAGGAGUGUGGUGAUGGUGAGAUUGAGCUUCUGAGCAAUACUAGGGCUGAGAACGGUGGUGGCAAUUUGGGUAAUAAAUGCUCGGUUCCUGGGCAUAAGCUAGAGUUGGUCAGGAAAGCCGAGCCUUUGAUUGAAACAGAGCCGUUGAAGCCGUGGAUUACUUUGAAGAAGAAUAUACAGAAUGUCAAGUACCUUCCAGCAAUGGUGGAUAUAAGCUUUAAGAAGCGGUAUGCUUAUGUGGAUGUUGGAGCUAGAGGCUAUGGCUCCAGCAUUGGCAGCUGGUUCAAGAAGCAAUACCCAAAACAGAACAAGACUUUCGAAGUGUUUGCCAUCGAGGCCGAUAAAACUUUUCAUGAGCAGUACAAGUUGAAGAAGAGGGUUACUUUGCUGCCUUAUGCAGCUUGGGUGAGGAACGAAACACUGUCGUUUGAGAUUAACGGUGACCCGGGCGAGAAGGUGAAGGAGAAAGGCAGAGGUAUGGGGAGAAUUCAGCCGGCGAAGUCUGCUGAUGGCGGGUUUAAUGGGGAGGUGGAUCGAAUUCAGGGGUUUGAUUUCGCAAAUUGGUUGAAGAACACCUUUUCGGAGAAGGAUUUCGUGGUGAUGAAGAUGGAUGUGGAAGGGACCGAAUUCGAUUUGAUCCCGAGGCUGUUUGAGACAGGAGCCAUUUGUUUGAUCGAUGAGAUUUUUCUGGAGUGCCAUUACAAUAGGUGGCAGAGGUGUUGCCCUGGUGAGAGGAGCUCAAAGUAUGAGAAAACUUAUGGUCAAUGCAUGGACCUCUUCACUUCACUGAGGCAAAGUGGAGUUCUUGUUCACCAAUGGUGGUGACAUUUACAGAGAGACAUGGGAGCUUGUUGUUCCAAGGAAGGGUUGUAUGGAGGCGGGUACAUAGAGGAUGAUCGUACGAACAAUCGGC
This is a messenger RNA of Prunus avium (sweet cherry), 2099 nucleotides long. Its product is annotated as methyltransferase. NCBI's taxonomy places the organism in Eukaryota, Viridiplantae, Streptophyta, Magnoliopsida, Rosales, Rosaceae. Gene Ontology annotation, molecular function: S-adenosylmethionine-dependent methyltransferase activity. The record is from RefSeq and is a predicted model, not a curated record.